Bursaphelenchus okinawaensis is the source of this 2444-nucleotide messenger RNA. NCBI's taxonomy places the organism in Eukaryota, Metazoa, Nematoda, Chromadorea, Rhabditida, Aphelenchoididae. The record is from the annotation of a GenBank genome assembly.
AUGGGUUAUGGAGUGCGGUUUUACGAGGGCGAGGCUGAGGACAACAAUGAAGCUUCUCAAUCCGGCGACAAUCGAGGAAAGGCCGGAGGGUCUGGAGUGUCAUAUCAGGAGUAUCUGCAGGUAUGGUCAAUGUAAAAAUAUUUUUCUAAUUUUUUUUUGAUUUUUAAAGUAAGUUCUUGCAAUUUUUUGUUUUGUAAAGAAAGUUCUUGCCAUUUUUUGUUUUGUAAAGAAAGUUUUUGCCAUUUAUUGUUCUGUAAAGAAAGUUCUUGCAAUUUUUUGUUUUGUAAAGAAAGUUUUUGCUAUUUAUUGUUCUGUAAAGAAAGUUCUUGCAAUUUCUAGCUAGACAAAGUUUUGGACGCACAACAGCUUCGUUCCGAAACUCACGGUCGCUUCACCGUGCCCGACGAACACCUCUUCAUCAUCACUCACCAGACAUACGAACUCUGGUUCAAGCAAAUCAUCUACGACAUCGACCAUGUCCGCAACCUACUGGAUCAUAAGUACGUGGACGAGACCAAAACCCUACAGAUCGUGUCGCUUCUGGAGCGCACCGUGCGCAUCCUGAAGCUUCUCGUGGAUCAGAUGCUGAUUCUGGAGACCAUGUCACCGUUGGAUUUUGUGGAAUUCAGAAGUUAUCUCACAUCGUCCUCCGGCUUCCAGAGUCUUCAGUUCCGGCUGCUGGAGAACAAGCUGGGGAUCGAGAGUCACAAUCGGGUCAAGUAUAACGCUCAGAAUUAUCGACAGGUAUUUGAGGGAGCGAAGGAUAUCAACAGGUUGGAGAGCUCGGAGGAGGGCCCUUCUUUGUUCAGAUUGAUUGACGUGAGAGCGAAAUUUAAAAAUUUUUUUUAUGAGCCUGCCGUUGCCCUUGCCCGUCCCCUCUAUCCUACCUUGUUUUACUUUGCCUUGUGUUACCCUUCCCUACCGUACUCGACCAUGCCUCACAAUAUCUUACCGUAACCUACUGUGCGCCACUACAAGCUACCGUAACCUACCCUACAAAUCCCAUUUUCAGCGUUGGCUAGCCAGAACGCCGGGAAUUUUCGAAGAAGAACCAAACGAAAAUAUCGACCAGUCGAAGAACGACAACAGUGACUCGGACAGUCAGCCCAUUGUGCAGGCUCGCAACAACUUCUGGAAUCGCUAUUUGGAUGCGGUAAAUCACUAUCUGAGUGAUUUGCAUAAAGAAACGUUGACGGCCGAGACCGAAGACGAGAAGGAGCAGGCGUUGGCCGAGUAUAACAAGACCAAACGUUCGUUUGACACUAUCACUGAUAACAAGAUUUAUCAAAUCUUCUUGGACAAAAGUGGGUUGGAGCUUAGCUGUCAAAAUUAUUUUAUUUUUUUUAUUUUUUAAGCUGUUCAAUAAAUUCUGUGCUCGCUCUUUUCUUUCAAAGCGAUUUUCCGUGUUAUGGGGGGGGGGGGCACAGAAUUUAUUGAACAACAUAAAACGGUGGAACAAAUGAUCAAUGUGCCAACAAAGUAACAAUACUAUUAGAUUGUAUAAUAAAGAUUGAGCCACUAAACUUCAGAAUUUCAGAAGAGCGUCGUCUGAGUCACGAUGCGCUGAAAGGAGCUUUAAUGAUCUACUUCUACCGUGAUAUGCCCAGAUUUUCACAGCCAUACCAGAUAUUGACCUAUCUUAUGGACAUUGACUCAUUGCUUCAGAAAUGGCGUUGUAAGUGCUUUACCGUACCGUACCGUACUGUACCGUACCCAACUCUUCCUAUUCUACCCUAGCCUACCGUAUCCUACCCUACCCUACCCUACCCUACCCUACCCUACCCUACCCUACUCUACCCUACCGUACCUUACCGUACCUUAACGUAUCCUAUCGUACCCCUAUACCGUACCCUACCUAACCUCGUCUAUCCUACCCUACCCUAUCAUGCACAACCUUACCUUGUCUUGCCACGUCCUGCUCUGGCGUGCCAUACCCGUACCUUCCCGUGAUUUGUCAUGUUCUGCCAUGCCUUACCCCUCCAGUAGGGCACGGCAGAACACUCUAAGCAACCCGAAGUUAUCUUUUCUUAUCUGGCAUUACUCUACAAUACCUUAUCUCACCCUAGUUUACCGCGUUAUACUCUACUAUCUGCAGUACUCUACUUUACCCUACCUAUCCUUAUAUAGUAUUACCCUACCCCGCCUUAUCCUGCUGUACUGUGCCAUACCAUAUGUUACCUUAUUCUUCGUUACAUUUCCCACUUUUAGACAACCACGUGAUGCUAGUACAACGUAUGUUGGGUGCAAAACAAGGUACCGGAGGCAGUUCUGGCUACCUGUACUUGAGAUCUACAGUAUCCGACCGUUACAAGGUAUUCCUCGACUUCUUCAACCUCUCGACCUGGUUGAUUCCUCGAGCUUACAUACCUAAACUGUCACCGAAUAUGGUCAAAACAUUGUCCGAACACUCAAACCUAAACCAGUACAACUACUCGUCUAGAUGA